Messenger RNA from Coregonus clupeaformis (lake whitefish), 296 nucleotides. Its product is annotated as protein PXR1-like. Lineage: Eukaryota; Metazoa; Chordata; Actinopteri; Salmoniformes; Salmonidae. The annotation marks the transcript as partial. The transcript has 4 exons. The record is from RefSeq and is a predicted model, not a curated record.
AGACUGAGAUACAGAAAUUCUGAUAACCUGGUUGAAUUUUCUGCUGAGAGGAGGAUGGGAGAACCUUCCAGAGACAACCAUCUGCAGCACUCCUCCAAUCAGGCCUUUAUGGUACAGAGUAGCCAGACGAGGCUCACUCCUCCCAAGACUAGUCAGGAUCGAGGAAAGGAAAAGAGAGAAAAAGAAGAAAAGAAAGGAAAGGAAAAGAAGAAAAAAGAGAAGGCUAGGAGAGAAAAGAAGAAAGAGAAAGGAAAGCUAGGAAAGAGAAGAAGAAAGGAAAGAGAAAGGAAAGGAAA